Messenger RNA from Pyrgilauda ruficollis (rufous-necked snowfinch), 2754 nucleotides. RefSeq names its product coiled-coil domain-containing protein 171-like. The record is from RefSeq and is a predicted model, not a curated record. The annotation marks the transcript as partial. Lineage: Eukaryota; Metazoa; Chordata; Aves; Passeriformes; Passeridae. The transcript has 12 exons.
UCGAGAAUUCAAGAACUUGAAAACAUUUUGAAGGAAAACCAACGUGGGAUGAGAGAAGAUUUUUCAGGGGUAGCAAGGAAUGAUUCCAGAGAGCCAGAAAAUGCACAGGAGAGAGGAAAAAAAAGGAGGGAGCUGUCCAUCCUCCUGAACUUGUACCAGAGCAUGGCAAACGCCCACGUGCUUGCCAAACAGACAAAUGUCCCCCUGGAACAGUUACCUUGGACAGAGCUUUGUGCACUCAUGCAUGAGAAUGUUGAAGCUCUGAUCUUGAACUUCCACAAGGCUAAUGAGAGGGUGAGUCAUCUAGAAUAUAUUUGCAAGCACCAGACUGACACUAUGAAUGACCUUCAGCAGAACCAGGAGGAUGCUUUUAAGAAAAUGUCUGAACAGUUAAAAGCACAGGAGCAUUUCUGGCAGAAAGAAAAGCAAUAUCUUGAACAGCAGUACUCAAAUCGCCUUGCAGAAAUUCAAGCCAGAGCACAGGAUUGUGAAGAAACAGAGCAGAAAAACAGGCAAAAACUGUAUGGCCUUGAACAAAUCUGCGAGCAACUGGCCCAUGAAAACAAUUCCAUGAAAAAUACAUUAUUAGAUGCUUUCAAGGCACGCUCAUCCCUGCUGGCAGCCUGUGCGCUGCUGUCAGGGGCCCUGUGUCCUCUCUAUGGCCGACUGAGCGCUAUGUCUUGCCAAAGAGACAUUCUCCAGGAACAGGUGAACCAGCACCAAUUAUUGAACCAGAAGAUCAUCAGGCUCCUUCAUGAUCUCCCUACUAUGGUGGAAAGCAACCAAGACAAAGGCAGGCUGAGGCAGAGAAGAGCCAAGCGCCUGGUUUACGUGUUCCGAAGAGCUGUGAUUGCAGUUCUGGCCGCUAACAGGCUGAGGGCUCUGGCCCGAUAUUCUUGUACCUUUUUCAUCUGGACAGGUGGCUCCAGAGGAAACAAUGGAAUUCAAGUUUGUGUGGGAGAAUCCAGAGGCAGGCAUAUGUCACGUUUUGAAGAGGAAGGAGUUGACUGUAUUGAAGCGCUUGACUGGUUGAGUAGCUCUAACCUCUAUACUGCAAUAAUCAGUUCCAUCUCAGAACUGGAGCAUGUUCUCAGCAAACAAGAUGCACACCUCUGGCUUUCUGGACACUCACUUAUCAGUGCAGCUGGGAGCUGCUUUGCAAAACUGAUGGACAACCUGAGCUUACUGAUGGAGACAGCUCAAGGGAGCAUUCGUGGGUGCAGAGCUUACCUGGAGAGGGACUCCCUGAUACAGAGGCUGGCUCGUGGGCUCCACAGAGUAAAUGCCCAGGCCCUGGAAGCUGGAUUGUAUGACAGACUGCCCAGCACAAGAAACAUAGGAAUCUUGCAGCAAGAAAUAUUUGGAUUUUCACAAAGGCUUCAUGUAUCAGAGGCAGAGUCCCACACAUUGCGCCUGCAACUUGCAGAAUGCACAUUGGCUUUCAGUGAGAUGCAAAGAGAUGCUGAAAAAGCCCAGAAACUGCAAGAGCAAUUAAAUGAACUUCAGCAUGUAUGCACAACUUGUUUCUCUUUCCAGAAAAUCAACAAAGACAAUAUACACGAGGAGUUAGAUAAUGCUUUGCAGAGUGAGCACGAGGCAAGAUUGCUUUUAGAAGAACACCAGCAACGGCUUCAGGAGCUGAGUAACAGACUGGAAUUGCUCUCAUUUACUGACACAGAUAAAAGCCAAGUCUCCAGUUUAUCUCUGAUGAACCUCCCUAACGCAACAGAGGAGCUGAGGAGAAGAAAGCAAGUCCUGGAUCACCUGAAGAGACUCCUGAAAGACAUGGAGCAGGACCGGCAGCAGCUGCAGGAGACUCUCCAGGAGGCAGAACUUGCCAUCCAACAGGGAGAAAAAGAUGAAGACUUGAUCAUGAAUCGUAUGAAAGCUGUGGAUGCUGCCCUGAAUGAGCAUGUGCUUAGAUGUUUUAUGGAUCUCUACUCACUGGCAGCUGCCAGAAUUGAAGCAUUAAGAACAGGAAGAAAAUCUGCACGGGUUCACGUUGAACCCGAAGCAGCUGUUGAGCCUCUUACUCCUGCUCCUGACGCACACUGGGGAGAGCUUAGACUCGGAACCUAUACUGUCUCUGGAACCAACACAACAUCCACUGCGACACCCUACAGAACUGUAUCUGUAACCAACAUACCCUCCAGUGUGAUACCAGGCAUUGGGUCAUCAGUGGACACAUUCAUCAACCUGAUACCAACCAGAACCAAUACUGGGCCAUCAAUGGAAAUGUCCUCCAAUGUGAGACCCAAUAGAAUGUGCAGUGUGUCUGCAGUCAACACACUCUCCAGUGCGACACCAGACAGAACAGGUUUUGGAUCAUCAAAGGACAUACACUCCCAUGGGAUAUGCGGCAGAAGUUACUAUUCGUCUGCAGCCAACAUACCCUCCAAAGUGACACCAGACUGUCCACGAUGUCCACCAAUGAUCCAAAACCUAAGUACAUGUUUUGGAUCACCAGUGGAUGUAUCCUCCCAUGGGGCACUUGGCAGAAUGUACAGAAUGUCUGCAACCGACACACUCUCCAGUGUGACACCAAGGAGAACAGGCAUUGGGUCAUCAGUGAACACAUUCAUCAAUCUGACACCAACCAGAACCAAUACUGGGUCAUCAGUGGGUGCAUCCUCCCAUAUGAUACAAAACAGAGCUCUUACCGUGUCUUCAAUCAAGACGCCCUCCAAUCUGACAGGGAACAGAACUGGUACUGGGUCUGCAGUCAACACAUCUUUUCAGGCCACACAGAACUAG